CUGCAGCGUUCACCGAGCCCCUUACUUACUGAAACCUCGCCGCGGCACAACAGAGGCGCGAGCAUCUACUGUGGACAGGUAUGCAACACGCGGGCUGUCUGGCCAGCAACUGCAGCCCACCUCUAACUGAUGAAGAAGACGCACCUUGAAAAAAACAACAACAACCCGGAGAAGUCGGUGCAGCCAGUAGCUGAGAUUUUCUGAGUGUUUGAUGUCAGGGGAAACGAACCCGAGGCUGUGACUGCCACACGGGGACAUGUGCUAAGUAACACAGGAGGAGAAGGGACGUAAACAUGCAGUAAGUGGCAGCCAGGUAGCUUACUACGCAAGAGCGCUCCCUCCGGACCUCCUCUCUGAACUUUACCCGCUGAGCUCGGACGCGAUGGCUGGUGGUGGUGGUGGUGCUGCCACUCUGGGAGAAGUUGGAGGCGUCUGGCACGGCAUCGACGGUGUCGCACAAGUCGGCUCUCAUUUCUUCCUCACGGACAGCCAGACGCGGCUGGAGGAGCACCUCGUACCUGGGGACAGAUUCUCGGAUUUAACGCACCUCAAGGGGAUUCUCAGGAGGAGGCAGUUGUACUGCAGAACUGGAUUUCAUCUGGAAAUACUUCCGGAUGGCACAGUGCAAGGCACGAGGAAGGACCACAGCCGUUUUGGUAUUUUGGAAUUCAUAAGCCUGGCUGUUGGAUUGAUAAGCAUUAAAGGGGUGGACAGUGGACUCUAUCUGGGGAUGAACAACAAAGGAGAGCUGUAUGGCUCUAAGGAGCUCACGGCUGAUUGUGUCUUCAGGGAGCAGUUUGAGGAGAACUGGUACAACACGUACUCAUCCAACCGCUACAAGCACGGAGACAAAGGGACGCGUUACUUUGUGGCAUUAAAUAAAGAUGGGACACCAAGGGAUGGGACUAAAUCCAGGCGGCACCAGAAAUUUACACACUUCUUGCCCAGGCCUGUGGACCCCGAGCGUGUGCCAGAGCUGUACAGGGAUAUCCUGGGACACAGCUGAGAGCUGGAGGCCUGGUCCAGAUCAGGAAUAGAUGCUUAAAAAGCCCUGGCAGGGAGUCAUGGGAGCAGAAAGGAAGAAGGAGGGACGCAGGCGGGGAUGUGGCUGGUCGCAGGCUGGCGAACAGCAGCCCGACCAGCGGGGAUAAAGGCAUCGGAGAAGGGGGUGGGGGGCCUCUUGUAGGAAUGCACGGGCCAUCAUCUCUCAGCAGCCAGGAGGACAGGCUAGAAUGUCUGCACGCUCUGCAUGAGGGCGUCAUUUGUUUCCACAAAAGUACCUGCGUGGAUUAGGAGACAAAUAGGAAGCGGGCCUGAACGGUCAUGGAGUAUCUCCUCGGUUGGACAGAGAUGCCAGCUGGUGUGGAGUCUGUGGGAAUCUGUGACAUUACAAGAUGGUACUACAGUGUCAGUCAGAGAGACGUAGCUUGAUCAGAAGGACUUUGAAGGAAUACAGAUUUUUUUUUAAUCUCACCUGUCUUUAGACCUGUUUGAAAAAACAAAGUGUAAAAGCUUAUUUAUUCAUUUUAGAUACACAUAUUUAUGUUAUAUAUUUAUUUAUUUGAGAAUAUAUUUUUACAGCUAGAAUCGUAACGAUAAUAUAGAAAACAAAAGCCCACUAGAAACUGUACUAUAGAAAAACUGACACACUGAACUGAACUGUCGCUUAUUCAGCUAGUACUAAUGACUAAAAAAUUAUGAAAAACAAUAGCAAAUUUUUUGAAAAGAUUCCCACAUCUGGCAUGCAUUUUAUCAUAAUGUGAUUACUGUGAAUUACUUUUUCUUUUUUUGACACAGCAAUUAUAACCAAACUACUGUUACAUUUGAAGUCAGCAAAGUGACACUAUGAACAAUAAAUUGCUCAAAUUCUGAUU
Molecule: messenger RNA, 1874 nt
Organism: Oreochromis niloticus (Nile tilapia)
Lineage: Eukaryota; Metazoa; Chordata; Actinopteri; Cichliformes; Cichlidae
Gene: fgf20b
Product: fibroblast growth factor 20b
Molecular function (GO): growth factor activity
Source: RefSeq, marked provisional